Molecule: messenger RNA, 1287 nt
Organism: Knipowitschia caucasica
Lineage: Eukaryota; Metazoa; Chordata; Actinopteri; Gobiiformes; Gobiidae
Source: the annotation of a GenBank genome assembly
AUGGUAGAGCGGCUGCUAAUGGCUCAGAGACACAGCGCUACAGUCCACCAAGCGUGCCCUAACGACCGCCGCUGCCCCUCCUCGCUCCUGCCCUCCUCGCUCCUGCCCCUCCUCGCUCCUGCCCCUCCUCGCUCCUGCCCCUCCUCGCUCCUGCCCUCCUCGCUCCUGCCCCUCCUCGCUCCUGCCCCUCCUCGCUCCUGCCCUCCUCGCUCCUGCCCCUCCUCGCUCCUGCCCUCCUCGCUCCUGCCCUCCUCGCUCCUGCCCCUCCUCGCUCCUGCCCCUCCUCGCUCCUGCCCCUCCUCGCUCCUGCCCCUCCUCGCUCCUGCCCCUCCUCGCUCCUGCCCCUCCUCGCUCCUGCCCCUCCUCGCUCCUGCCCCUCCUCGCUCCUGCCCUCCUCGCUCCUGCCCUCCUCGCUCCUGCCCCUCCUCGCUCCUGCCCCUCCUCGCUCCUGCCCCUCCUCGCUCCUGCCCCCUCCUCGCUCCUGCCCCUCCUCGCUCCUGCCCCUCCUCGCUCCUGCCCUCCUCGCUCCUGCCCCUCCUCGCUCCUGCCCCUCCUCGCUCCUGCCCCUCCUCGCUCCUGCCCCUCCUCGCUCCUGCCCCUCCUCGCUCCUGCCCCUCCUCGCUCCUGCCCCCUCCUCGCUCCUGCCCUCCUCGCUCCUGCCCCUCCUCGCUCCUGCCCCUCCUCGCUCCUGCCCUCCUCGCUCCUGCCCUCCUCGCUCCUGCCCCUCCUCGCUCCUGCCCUCCUCGCUCCUGCCCUCCUCGCUCCUGCCCUCCUCGCUCCUGCCCCUCCUCGCUCCUGCCCUCCUCGCUCCUGCCCCUCCUCGCUCCUGCCCCUCCUCGCUCCUGCCCCUCCUCGCUCCUGCCCCUCCUCGCUCCUGCCCCUCCUCGCUCCUGCCCUCCUCGCUCCUGCCCUCCUCGCUCCUGCCCUCCUCGCUCCUGCCCUCCUCGCUCCUGCCCUCCCGCUCUGCCCUCCUCUCUCCCCUCGCUCCUGCCCCUCCUCGCUCCUGCCCUCCUCGCUCCUGCCCCUCCUCGCUCCUGCCCCUCCUCGCUCCUGCCCCUCCUCGCUCCUGCCCCUCCUCGCUCCUGCCCCUCCUCGCUCCUGCCCCUCCUCGCUCCUGCCCUCCUCGCUCCUGCCCCUCCUCGCUCCUGCCCCUCCUCGCUCCUGCCCCUCCUCGCUCCUGCCCCUCCUCGCUCCUGCCCCUCCUCGCUCCUGCCCCUCCUCGCUCCUGCCCCUCCUCGCUCCUGCCCCUCCUCCAGCCUCACUGCUUUGUAUCGUAACAGUCGGUGA